This is a messenger RNA of Sphaeramia orbicularis (orbiculate cardinalfish), 1509 nucleotides long. It is a transcript of the gene flvcr1, whose product is annotated as FLVCR choline and heme transporter 1. The transcript has 4 exons. Gene Ontology annotation, biological process: mitochondrial transport; erythrocyte differentiation; heme export. Gene Ontology annotation, molecular function: heme binding; heme transmembrane transporter activity. The record is from RefSeq and is a predicted model, not a curated record. NCBI's taxonomy places the organism in Eukaryota, Metazoa, Chordata, Actinopteri, Kurtiformes, Apogonidae. Gene Ontology annotation, cellular component: mitochondrion; membrane. The coding region runs from base 16 to 1473 and encodes 485 amino acids.
UCCACAUGGUUAGUGAUGACACACACACACACACACACACCCCGCUGCUGUUCAUCCAUUGGCUCGUGCUCAUCGGAAGGCCGUCUGUCGGAUGAACAAAAGCCGGAGACACCGAAGCUCAGAGCGGGAGGGGCGGAGCAGCGGCAGAGCGGAGGGUGCGGACCGGAGCAGUCUGUCCGGUGCGUGUGUCCGGUGCGUGUGUCCUCCUGCUUCAGGUGCAGGUGCUUCCGUCCUCCGGAGCCUCGUGUUGAGCUGAAGCUGAAUGAGGAAGCCGCUCCUCCGUUUGCCGCCGCUUCUCCGCUCGCCGCCGUCAGCGCGGAAACACGGACCCUAAACGCACCACGGCCGAGGGGCAUCAUGGUCGCCGGGGAGCUCGUGCAGGAGCAUCUGCGCGCGGAUGCCGGCGCACCUGACGACAUCACGGUGACCAGGAAGAGUCCCGAACCGGAUGGAGCGGUGGAGCCGCGCGUGGAUGCGGCGUGCGCGGUGACAGCGGCGGCACCGGAGGGAGGGGCGGGGGGGGUAGACGGGGACCCGGACCGGGAGAAGGAGAAGGAGAAGGAGGCGCCGCCGGAUGAAAGACAAGCGAUGCUUCCGAACGGAGGAGGCGGGGAUGCGGAGGAGGAUGCGGAGGCCGCGCGGGGCCGGCGCACGCGGCUGUACCGGCGCCGGUUCGCGGUGCUGUCGGUGUUCAGCCUGUACUCUCUGGUCAACGCCUUCCAGUGGAUCCAGUACAGCAUCAUCACCAACGUCUUCACGCGCUACUACGGCGUGCCCAACGCCUCGGUGGACUGGCUGUCGGUGGUCUACAUGGUGGCCUACGUGCCGCUCAUCUUCCCCGCCACUUGGCUCCUGGACCGGCGCGGGCUGCGGCUCACGGCCCUGCUGGGCUCCGGACUCAACUGCGCAGGCGCCUGGCUCAAGUGCGCCAGCGUGAGCCCGGAGCUGUUCGGCGUCACGGUCACCGCGCAGGUCAUCUGCUCCGUGGCGCAGGUGUUCAUCCUCGGACUCCCGUCACGCAUCGCGUCGGUGUGGUUCGGACCGCGGGAGGUGUCCACCGCGUGCGCCACGGCCGUGCUCGGGAACCAGUUGGGAUGUGCCAUCGGUUUCCUGUUGCCUCCGGUUCUGGUUCCGAACACGGCCGAUGACAUGGAACUAAUGGGUCGUAACAUCAGCGUCAUGUUCUACGGUACCGCAGCGGUGUCCACGGGCCUGUUCCUGCUCACCAUCAUAGUCAUUAAGGACCGCCCCCCUGUCCCUCCCAGUCAGGCCCAGGCCGUGCUUUCUGAUUCGCUGCCUGAGGACUACUCCUAUAAACAGUCCAUCUUCAACCUGUUCAAGAACAAGGCCUUCGUCUUCCUGCUUGUCAGCUACGGUAUCAUGACCGGCUCCUUCUACUCCGUUUCUACACUCCUGAACCAGAUGAUCAUGGACUGUUAUGAGGUCAGUUCACUUUAUACAUCGAACCUUUAAAACCAUGUGUUUGUCCAGCCACACAUUUGACCUUUA